UUCUCAGUCGGGGCCCAAAUUUUCAAUCGAGCAGCUUCUUACAAAAUCAAAAUGGAAGUGAACAUAGAUUUACAGAAGGAAAGAAAGUCGGCUACAUUUGAAACUGAGAAAUUAACAGAAAUUUUGUACAAUGGAAAGACAAUGGUCAGACGUCGAAGAUAUUUACAAAACAUCAUAUUUCAAGACAAAUACAUAAAUUCAUUCACUCCAUGGUGGAAUCGUGAACGUGAUGAAAGCUACGACACUGCAGUUAAGAAGAGUGUGUACAUCAACAAACUGCUACGAGAUCUCAACAUAACCAAUGGGGUAGAACAGUUCUACAUCAGAGAGGCUGCUGCAUGUCAGGAGAGUAACCCACUCGGUCUCCAUCAGGUGAUGUUUAUUCCAACCAUAGAGAAACAGGGAACCAAAGAGCAAAUUGCAAAAUAUGUGGAACCAGCCAAGCAGUACAAAAUUUUAGGAACAUAUGCACAGACAGAACUUGGACAUGGAACAUUUAUUCGGGGCUUAGAGACUACAGCUACGUAUGAUCCAAACACAGAGGAGUUUAUUAUCAACAGUCCUACACUGUCAUCUAUGAAAUACUGGCCAGGUUCUAUGGGGAAGACGUGUAACUAUGUGAUACUGAUGGCCCAGUUAUACUCUCAAGGCAAACGUCAUGGUAUACAUGCAUUUGUGGUGCAGAUCAGAAGUUUGAAGGAUCAUACACCAUUGCCAGGUAUAUCUGUAGGUGAUAUAGGGAACAAGUUAGGCUACGGUGGUAUGGACAAUGGAUAUCUUAUGUUCAACAAUUACAGGGUUCCUAGAGAUUCUAUGUUGAUGAGAUAUGCUAAGGUUGAGAAAGAUGGCACAUACCUUCCUCCACAAAAUGCAAAAGUUGCCUAUGGGUCCAUGGUUUAUAUACGUGCCCUUAUAGUUGGGGAUUGUGCUAGGUCUCUGGCUCAAGCAUGUUGUAUAACAACCAGAUAUAGUGCAGUAAGAAGACAAACUGAAAUAAGACCCGGUGGUGAGGAGCCGCAGGUGAUAGACUACCAGACACAACAAGAGAAAAUAUUUCCGUUGUUGUCUGCCGCGUAUGCAUUCCUGUUUACUGGAAAUAUGAUGGUACAGGAGUAUACGAGAAUUAAUGCUGAUAUGGAGAAAGGCCGCUUUGAUGAGAUGCAAGUUCUUCAUGCAUUAGCUGCUGGUUUGAAAGCAUUUUCCUCGGAUACUGCAAGUAAUGGAAUAGAUAAAUUACGGAUGGCAUGUGGUGGACAUGGUUACUCACAUGCCAGUGGUAUCCCAAAGAUUUGGGCAAACAUCACACCUGCAUGCACAUAUGAAGGGGAGAACACUGUUAUGUAUCUGCAGUGUGCAAGGUAUCUGGUGAAACAGUAUGCCCAGGCAGCCACUGGACAGAAACUUGUAGGGUUUAUGUCCUACCUUAACAAUCCAGUCAAACAGAGAAGUGCACUAAAUGAUGCACUCAGUAUGUCAGACCUGAUUGAGGCGUAUGAACACACGGCUGCAAGAUUGAUCAAAGUGGCAGCAACCAGGAUGCAGUCAAUGAUGAAAGGUGGAAUGAGUGUUGAGGAGGCUAGAAACAAGUGUGCUGUACCAAUGGUUUAUGCUGCCAAGGCUCACUGUCAAGCAUAUGUUGUGAAGAUGUUUAACACAGUGGCUAACAGACCAAGCCUUGACACCUCUGUUGCAAGGGUGCUCCAGACAUUAUGCAAGCUGUAUGCUGUUUAUGGAAUUAACCAGAGACUUGGGGAAUUCAUACAGGAUGGUUUCUUGGAUGGUCAACAAGCUGAUAUGAUCCUGAACAAAACACUUUCAUUGUUUGCUGAAAUCAGACCAAACGCUGUUGCCCUCGUUGACGCCUUUGACUAUCCAGAUGAAAUCUUACAGAGCUGUAUCGGACGUUACGAUGGCAGAGUAUACGAAGCCCUGUAUGAAUAUGCCAAAACUUCACCGCUCAACAAACAAGAUGUACAUGAUUCGUAUUACACAACGUUAAAGCCAUUGAUGAAAGGUGAACUCAAAUUUGAUACUCCUACAGCAAGACUGUAGGAGUGGAACAUGUUGAAAACAUUCAAAAGCGUUAGGAAUAGUGUUUCUGCAAAAUCAAGAACACUUUAACAGAGAUCUGGAAAUGUUCACAUGGCUACUUUAUAGAUUGUUGCAACAUCUGUACAGCCUUGCACACCUUAAACUAUUAUUGGAACAUCUGAAUUCGCUACGUGUCUUCGUGUAGCAUGUAUGUCUUCUUAAAUGAAUAUUGAAACAUCUUCACGGCCAAUCAUUAUGAGACUGUAUGUUUACUUCAGUCAUUUUUGAAAAAGCCAUGUUUUUACAUGAUAAGUUAAUUGCAAUUUGUUAUGCUGUGAUAAGAACAUACAUUUUUAUUCCUUUGUAUGAAUAUGUAUUCUGUAUUGCAAUAAAUAAUUCUUCAUGAUAAAGUAAUUGCUAAUACACGUCGCUGUCUUUGAGUAGACACUGUUGUAUACAUUACAAACAGAAUCAAGUGCAGUGAUACCUAAUUACUUAAUAUUCCGUUAGAAGGGAAAAUGUGAGAACAAACCCUUCAGAUAUCAAUUUAAAUAAUCAGUAUGAUUUGAUUUAUGUUAUAGCAUCAAAAGUGACUCGCUAGAUGACAUCCAAUUCAUAUAGUUCCUGCACUGAGUCAUCUAACAAGGUAAAAAAAUAGUACAAGCAUAAUGUAUAUUAUUCAACAAGGUCAAUUACUGUACUAAACUAAUUGUUUAUAACAUAUAUGAUGGAAGUACAGGUUACUUCAGAAAGAUAAUUUUACUUGAUCUUGAUAGAAUGCCAAAAUCAGUUUAUUAAAAUCUUGAUGACCUGAAGUUAAUAUUUCUGUUGAUUGAAUGAAUACAGUUUGGGUAUUAGUGAUCAAUCAACAAAAUAGAUUGAUAGGUGCACAUAUAAGUUUGUUAUACUAUACUAAGUGUUCAGCAACAUUUUUCAUUGUACAAAGAUUGAACAUUCGAAAAGUCUAGAAUAGUUGAGAUGUGUGAAAGGUGUUUAUUGUGGAAUGAUUGGACUGUGAUAUGUUAUAAUAAAAAAAACAACAUCACCUUGUUUUACUGCUUCAUACAUAGAUGUAACAUUUGCAGUUUUAAGGUAGUUUUGAAUGUUUGGAACAAAAAUUUGAGUAAAUCACAAAUUUUCAAGAACAUUGAAUGUGUUCAAAGGAUUUCCGCUGGUAAAAAGGAUAAAAUCAUAAUUAUAGACUGAUUCGAAAAAUUUAUAUUGAUAAAUUUUAUAAUAGGAGUCUAUGGUAAAAUCACAGUUUUGAUGGCACUCGCAUAUAAAUAUAUUUCUAUUACUUUUGAGAUAUUUUCCAAUGAUAAAAAGAUCCUCUAAAUUAAGUUGACUUUGUGAUGUAAAUAAGAUUUAUUCAUGUGUCAUAAGUUUUGGUUAUGUAUUUAGUCAUAUAAAAAGGUAAAAACGUAUUUUAGUAAUUAAAUCAAACAUUGCGGUUCAUUCCUGGAUUGGUUUAUGUUUCUCUAUGGCAGGUACAGGCUUUAUUUUAUGUUUUAUGGAUAAAUGAUGUUAAGUCUUGACUUCCAGAUUUCGAAUAUGCAAAACUACCUUAACAAAUGUGUAAUCAGACAAUUUUUAAACAGCUUCUGUUAAUCUGCUAAUUGAUAAUUUGAUGAUAUUGUUACAUUUUUGUUAUAUCUUUUAUCUGUGUAACUGAUAAUAAUGAAAUAAUUAUUUAUUGAAAGAAAGAAAAUAUUUCAAAAUAUAAAAUAUAAAACAGUAGAAAAACUUCA
This is a messenger RNA of Mercenaria mercenaria, 3779 nucleotides long. RefSeq names its product peroxisomal acyl-coenzyme A oxidase 1-like. Lineage: Eukaryota; Metazoa; Mollusca; Bivalvia; Venerida; Veneridae. The transcript is spliced from 14 exons. Gene Ontology annotation, cellular component: peroxisome. The record is from RefSeq and is a predicted model, not a curated record. Gene Ontology annotation, molecular function: FAD binding; acyl-CoA oxidase activity; fatty acid binding. The coding region runs from base 52 to 2052 and encodes 666 amino acids. Gene Ontology annotation, biological process: fatty acid beta-oxidation using acyl-CoA oxidase; lipid homeostasis.